AUGUUCGAUCUUCCUCCAUAUAUUUAUUUUUUCUUGGUUUCAUAUCAUAGUCUAUAUAUCAUCCAUUACAAUCUAGAAGCAUUGCCAAGAAGCGUUCCAAAUAUGGCGCAAGAACAGGAGUUCAGAACAAGCGACUCACUUUCAAAAUGUGAGACCUAUUUCGAAAUCAUACAAUCUAGAAAGAAGCUACCGCUGUCAUUGCAGGAAACCUUGACGGAUGCAUUUGCAAAGAUUCCGGUCUCUUCUUUUCCAGAAGUUCCUAGCAGAAAAGUGAUUGAAAUUCUAGCAGACACGCCCGUAGGAGAAGCAGUUAAGAUUCUAUCUGAAAGAAACAUUUUAGCAGCACCAGUAAAAGACCCAGACGCAGCUGAUAGUUCAGAUUGGAGAGUCAAGUACCUUGGCAUCAUUGAUUAUUCAGCCAUCAUUCUCUGGGUGCUGGAGAGCGCAGAACUUGCAGCAGCUGCUAUAUCAGCAGGUUCAGCAACAGCUGCUGGAGUUGGUGCAGGAACCGUGGGUGCUUUGGGAGCAAUAGCAUUGGGAAUGACAAGUCCUGCUGCAAUGGCGGGAAUAACUGCUGCUGCAGCUGGUGCUGCACUGGCAAGUGGCAUUGCUGCAGAAAAUAUGAUGACUAAAGGUGCACCUCAAGCUGCUGAUAACCUGGGAGAAGAUUUUUACAAAGUUUUACUGGAAGAAGAACCCUUCAAGUCAACAACGGUGAAAUCAAUACUUAAAUCAUAUCGAUGGGCACCUUUUGUUCCAGUUGCAAGAGAUAGCGCUAUGUUGACUGUCUUGUUGCUUCUCUCAAAGUAUAGGCUGAGGAAUGUACCUGUCAUAGAACCAGAUAAACCUGACAUGGUGAACUUCAUUACUCAGUCUGCAGUUAUCCAAGGUCUUGAGAGAUGCAAAGGCAGAGAUUGGUUUGACUGCAUUGCAGAAAAGUGUAUAUCUGAUCUUGGACUUCCAUUUAUGUCUACAGCUGAGGUUAUUAGCAUUCAGAGCAAUGAGUUGAUUCUUGAAGCUUUCAAGCAAAUGAGGGAUAAUAAAAUCGGUGGUCUUCCUGUAGUAGAGGGGCCAAGGAAGAAAGUUGUUGGAAACGUGAGCAUACGAGACAUCAGAUACUUGCUGCUAAGUCCUGAGAUCACAAAUUUUAGAUUGUGGCUUGUGAGCAUGUCGACUCCUGCAAGAAAGAGGCUCAUGAGGGAUUUUAAAAGAGUGCAACAAGAUCCUCCAGCUGGCAUCAGUGGGGCUCCCCAUGAGAAUAAUAUUAUGCUUUGGAAUGCAGUUAUAUUUGGACCAGACGACACCCCUUGGGAUGGAGGAACAUUUAAGUUAACACUUCAGUUCACAGAGGAAUAUCCUAAUAAACCACCUGUGGUGCGCUUUGUUUCUCAAAUGUUUCAUCCAAACAUUUAUGCAGAUGGAAGCAUAUGUUUGGACAUUUUGCAAAAUCAAUGGAGUCCAAUUUAUGAUGUAGCUGCAAUACUUACCUCAAUUCAGUCUUUGCUUUGUGAUCCAAACCCAAACUCUCCAGCAAAUUCAGAAGCUGCAAGGAUGUUUAGUGAAAACAAACGUGAUUACAACAGAAGAGUACGAGAUAUUGUUGAGCAGAGUUGGAGUGCUGAUUAGUUGAUUAUCUUGGGGCUUCUGUUGCUGUUAAAAGGUUGUUGAAGGAUCUGAUUGAAUGACCAUUUAUGUACUUAAAAGAACAGUUGUGUUUUGUAGUCCGUGGUAAUGUUUUUCUUCAAACUUAUAUGAAUGGAUGUUCCACCUAUGAUCUCUA
Messenger RNA from Vigna angularis (adzuki bean), 1780 nucleotides. Its product is annotated as ubiquitin-conjugating enzyme E2 2. The record is from RefSeq and is a predicted model, not a curated record. Bases 1 to 1626 code for a protein of 541 amino acids. The transcript is spliced from 10 exons. Lineage: Eukaryota; Viridiplantae; Streptophyta; Magnoliopsida; Fabales; Fabaceae.